Messenger RNA from Nylanderia fulva, 392 nucleotides. The record is from RefSeq and is a predicted model, not a curated record. NCBI's taxonomy places the organism in Eukaryota, Metazoa, Arthropoda, Insecta, Hymenoptera, Formicidae.
AACAUCGCAAUUCGUCACCGCCGCGAUUCAACGAACGAAUGAAUCCCGGACCGAUCCGCACCGGCGAGACGAUCGUGCUGUUGUGCAUCUCGCAGGGUAACCCUCCACCUACAUAUCUCUGGUUCCGCGAAUCCGUGUCGGGCACAACGAUGGUUUUCAAUUCGGAGAGGAUACACGCGCGCGCUGGUGUACUGGUGCUACAGCCGGCCCGCGUCGAGGAUGCCGGCAGAUACGUCUGCCACGCGAACAAUACCGCUGGUUCCGAGCGGGUCGUACUAGAAGUCACUAUCGUAAGCAGUCUCUCCAUCCAUCUAGCACCUCAACAGGUGACUGUGGACCUGGGGAAAGAUGCGGAGUUUCAGUGUUCCGUCACGGUCAGCCACAUCCGGUAA